Osmia bicornis bicornis is the source of this 1206-nucleotide messenger RNA. RefSeq names its product odorant receptor 46a-like. Gene Ontology annotation, molecular function: olfactory receptor activity; odorant binding. The transcript is spliced from 5 exons. NCBI's taxonomy places the organism in Eukaryota, Metazoa, Arthropoda, Insecta, Hymenoptera, Megachilidae. The record is from RefSeq and is a predicted model, not a curated record. Gene Ontology annotation, biological process: detection of chemical stimulus involved in sensory perception of smell; sensory perception of smell. Gene Ontology annotation, cellular component: plasma membrane. Bases 1 to 1110 code for a protein of 369 amino acids.
AUGGAAGUGUUACAGUCGAUACUUCAGAUUUUAAUACUAUCGGGUUGCUGGCGACCACCUUCCUGGACUUCGCCUUUCAAAAAAUUCCUGUACGCUAUUUAUACCAUGUUUUUGUUUCUACUUCUGUACUCUGCGACUUUCCUCGAAUUUCUGGACUUGGUAUUAAACGUGGAAAACCAGGACGAAUUGAGUGAUAAUAUCCAUGUACUGUUGACGAUGUUCGCCGCGUGUUAUAAGAUGUACAGUAUGCUAACGCACCAUAAGAAUAUCGCUGUUUUGACUAAUAUCCUAAAGAAGAAGCCUUUUCAGCCAGAAAACGAAGAAGAGAUUCAGAUUCGAAAGGCAUGCGAUAAGACAGCUCAACAACAAGCAAUCCUUUACAUAAUUAUGGUCGAAUUGACAGUGAUAUUCAAUUCGGGCGGUGGGCUUUUAAAAGAUGGUGAAAAGUUGCCCUAUAGAAUGUGGUUACCUUACAAUUAUCUUCCUCCGGCUCUGCACAUCUUCAUUUUCCUGCAACAAGUUGCAUCUUUCGUCGCCGCAUCGAUAAUGCACAUCAGCUGUGAUUGUUUGAUCUGGGGCCUAUUGAUUCACUCCUGCGGUCAGCUCGAAAUACUUGGUUCUCGUCUGAAAGCAAUCAAGCAAGACGACAAUCUGUCUGCGAAAAAGUCUGCUCGUUAUCAUAAUCAGGUGUAUGAAUUCACCAAAAUGAUAAAUGAAGAAUUCAAAAUGGUUAUUUUCGUUCAAUUCGGUGUAAGUACACUGGCGGUAUGCUUCGAUCUUUACGUGCUGAUAACACUGAAAAAUACGAACCUGAAAAUAGUGAUGGAUGUAAUAUAUAUGGUUGCUCUACUGGUGCAGAUAUUCUUUUAUUGCUGGCAUGGAAACGAGUUGAAAUUGAAGAGUGUCGAAGUUUCUGAGAUGAUAUUCGGAAGUGACUGGACGGAAUUGAAUAAAGAUACUAAAAGAAUACUAUCGCUGAUUAUGAGACGUGCCACGAGGUGCAUUGAAUUCACUAGUGGUCAUAUUGUGACUAUGAAUUUGGAAUCAUUCAUAAACCUGAUAAAAACCUCUUACUCAGCGUACAACGUGCUUCACAGAGGAAAAGGAUAACAGAAUCCCUAUAAAUCACUUUAUCGUAGAAGGAAGAAUAUUUUUCCGACCCUGAAGAAACGUACUUCCGUAGAGGCUCGGAGGUUUCUGUGAAUA